Messenger RNA from Manis pentadactyla (Chinese pangolin), 2194 nucleotides. It is a transcript of the gene TFCP2L1, whose product is annotated as transcription factor CP2 like 1. Lineage: Eukaryota; Metazoa; Chordata; Mammalia; Pholidota; Manidae. Gene Ontology annotation, molecular function: RNA polymerase II cis-regulatory region sequence-specific DNA binding; DNA-binding transcription activator activity, RNA polymerase II-specific. Gene Ontology annotation, cellular component: nucleus. The coding region runs from base 488 to 1927 and encodes 479 amino acids. Gene Ontology annotation, biological process: regulation of transcription by RNA polymerase II. The record is from RefSeq and is a predicted model, not a curated record. The transcript has 15 exons.
AGAGUGUAACGAGCUAUGAAAAAACAAGAGCGAUGUAAGGCGGCCCUGGUCCCUGACAUCCAAGCCCGGAGCGGCCUCUCCCUAACCACGGUGCCGCUCUGGGGAACCGCCCGGGGGCCGGGGGUAGAGCAGCGCGCAGAGGUGCGCGAGGUCGUCGGAGCUGCGAUGAGGGUCACCAGAGCCCCACCCUCGGGGGAGGGCGAGAGGGCGGGAUCUCAGCCCAGCCCGCGGCCGUGACGCCCCUUCGGCGCUACCGCCCCAGAGGCGAGCUUGCUCCGGGCAAGGGCGGGGCCGUGCCGGUCCGCCAGGUGCGCGCCGCGCGGCCUAGGGGGCGGUCCGGCCUAGGCCCCGCCCCCCGGGCGUCCAUAAAUGCGCGGGGCCCGCAGCGCAGCGGCCCGGAGCGUGGCUUUCUGGGCUUGGGGCGGUUAGCGUGGCCCUCAUCUGCGUGGGGUCACGCCCGGCUCGGGGCGGACUCGCAGGUCAAGCCAUGCUGUUCUGGCACACGCAGCCCGAGCAUUACAAUCAGCACAACUCCAGCAGCUACCUGCGGGAUGUGCUCGCCCUGCCCAUCUUCAAGCAGGAGGAGCCCCAGCUGUCCCCCGAGAAUGAGGCCCGCCUGCCGCCCUUGCAGUAUGUGCUGUGUGCUGCCACAUCCCCAGCUGUGAAGCUGCAUGAGGAGACGCUGACCUACCUCAACCAAGGUCAGUCUUAUGAAAUCCGACUGCUGGAGAAUCGGAAGCUGGGAGACUUUCAAGAUCUGAACACAAAAUAUGUGAAAAGCAUCAUCCGUGUGGUUUUCCAUGACCGCAGGCUGCAGUACACAGAGCACCAGCAGCUGGAGGGCUGGCGGUGGAGCCGGCCUGGGGAUCGGAUCCUGGAUAUAGAUAUCCCACUGUCUGUUGGUAUCUUGGACCCCAGGGCCAGCCCGACCCAGCUGAAUGCAGUUGAGUUUUUGUGGGACCCUUCGAAGAGAGCCUCUGCAUUCAUUCAGGUGCACUGUAUCAGCACAGAGUUCACUCCAAGGAAGCACGGGGGCGAGAAGGGAGUGCCUUUCCGCGUGCAGAUUGAUACAUUUAAGCAGAACGAGAAUGGGGAGUACACGGAACACUUGCACUCGGCCAGCUGCCAGAUCAAGGUGUUCAAGCCCAAGGGAGCUGACCGGAAACAGAAGACUGACCGGGAGAAGAUGGAGAAAAGAACCGCCCAGGAGAAGGAGAAGUACCAGCCAUCCUAUGAAACCACCAUUCUCACAGAGUGUUCUCCAUGGCCUGACAUGGCCUACCAGGUGAAUAGCGCCCCCUCUCCAAGCUACAAUGGCUCUCCAAGCAGCUUUGGCCUUGUCGAAGGCAACACCUCUCCGACCCAUCCGGUGGAGGCCUUGCCCCUGGGUGGCGAUCAUCUGCUCCCAUCAGCCUCCAUCCAGGAUGCCCAGCAGUGGCUGCACCGCAACAGGUUCUCACAGUUCUGCCGGCUCUUCGCCAGUUUCUCAGGUGCUGACUUGCUGAAGAUGUCUCGGGAUGAUUUAGUACAGAUUUGUGGCCCUGCAGAUGGCAUCCGGCUCUUCAAUGCCAUCAAAGGCAGGAACGUGAGGCCGAAGAUGACCAUUUAUGUGUGUCAGGAGCUAGAGCAGAACCGCGUCCCCCAACAGCAGAAGCGGGAUGGUGGCGGGGACAGCAGUCUGUGUGUAUACCAUGCCAUCUUCUUGGAAGAGCUGACCACCUUGGAGUUAAUUGAGAAGAUCGCCAAUCUGUACAGCAUUGCCCCCCAGCACAUUCACCGCGUCUACCGGCAGGGCCCCACGGGUAUCCACGUGGUGGUCAGCAACGAGAUGGUGCAGAAUUUCCAAGAUGAAUCUUGUUUUAUCCUCAGUACCUUGAAAGCCGAGAGCAAUGACGGCUAUCACAUCAUCCUGAAAUGCGGCCUCUGAACAGAAGAAGAGCAUGUAGCUGCCUCUGGCUACCAGCCCCAUGGACCCCCUUGGAUGUAGAAAUCUCACUGUAAGCUGCAGCUUGCAGCUUCCCUGACAAGCUGUGGCUAGGAGGGACCUUGCCCAGUCCAGGAAGACCACAGACCAACAACCAGCAGAAACCUACGAUGCGGUCUCUUCCUCACAGGAAGCUGCUGGGUCUCCUCCCCCUUGUUCCUGGCCUCCGGCUUUUGAACAGCGCCUUAUUCUUUUUCCCAGUGCUGCCAC